This is a messenger RNA of Triticum aestivum (bread wheat), 1593 nucleotides long. Its product is annotated as protein kinase PINOID 2. Gene Ontology annotation, biological process: protein phosphorylation. Bases 57 to 1517 code for a protein of 486 amino acids. The record is from RefSeq and is a predicted model, not a curated record. Gene Ontology annotation, molecular function: protein kinase activity; ATP binding. The transcript is spliced from 2 exons. Lineage: Eukaryota; Viridiplantae; Streptophyta; Magnoliopsida; Poales; Poaceae.
GCCUAUAUAGACACAGGGAGCUGGUGCUGGAAGGCAGAGGCAAGCUAGCUUCUUCCAUGGCUGCCGUUAGAGAUGAAUCAGACUACGACAGUAGCCGUCCGUCAUCGCUCACGGCGUUGGGCUCCCGCCGGAGCUGGAUCAGCGACAUUGGCAGCUCCAGCUCGGUCUCUGGCGGCGGCGAGACCCCCUGCCGCCACAACAAGCCCCACAAGGCCAACCAUGCCGAGUGGGAGGCCAUCGCGCGCGUCCGCGCAGCCGCCGCCGGCGGCAGCGUCGGGCUGGACCACUUCCGCCUCGUGCGGCGCCUCGGCAGCGGCGACCUCGGAAACGUCUACCUGUGCGAGCUCCGCGAGCCGCCGCACCGGCCGUCGUCUUCCGGGCGCCUCUACUACGCCAUGAAGGUUGUGGACAAGGACGCGCUGGCGUUCCGCAAGAAGCUCCGGCGCGCGGAGGUGGAGCGGGAGAUCCUCCGCGCCCUCGACCACCCCUUCCUGCCCACGCUAUACGCCGACUUCGAGGCGUCGCACUACGCCUGCCUCGUCAUGGAGUUCUGCCCCGGCGGUGACCUCCACGUUGCCCGGCAGCGGCAGCCCGGCCGCCGGUUCAGCGUCGCCUCCGCGAGAUUCUACGCGGCGGAGACGGUGCUGGCGCUGGAGUACCUGCACAUGAUGGGGGUGGUGUACCGGGACCUCAAGCCGGAGAACGUCCUGGUGCGCGCCGACGGCCACAUCAUGCUCUCCGACUUCGACCUCUCCCUCAAGUGCGACGACGUCGUCCCCAAGCUCCUCCGCCAACCGAGAGGGGACAGCGACGGCGCCAACCCGAGCUUGACCCAUGGUCACUCGUCGUCGUGUGUCCCGCCGAUCCAGCCGGUGCUGUCAUGCCUGUUCAACGGUGUAACACGCAAGCGCCAAGUGCCUAUGCCGGACGCUGCGGCCGUGGACGCCGACGCCGACGAGCAUUCCGAGCCCGAACAGACGUCUGACCCUGCAGAGGUGGUGGUGGAGCCCGUGGCGGCCCGGUCCAGGUCCUUCGUGGGCACGCACGAGUACCUGGCGCCGGAGGUGAUCUCCGGGCAGGGCCACGGCAGCGCGGUGGACUGGUGGACGCUGGGGGUGUUCAUGUACGAGAUGGUGUACGGCCAGACGCCGUUCAAGGGGGCGACCAACGAGGAGACCCUCGCCAACAUCGUCAGCAAGCGGCCCGUGGCCUUCCCGCGGGUCCCGGCGUCGGCGAGCUGCGGGGAGCGGGAGGAGCUGCUCUGGGCGCAGGACCUCAUGGCCCGGCUCCUGGCGAAGUGCCCCGGGAAGCGGCUGGGGAGCUGCACGGGGUCGGGCGAGGUGAAGCGGCACGCGUUCUUCCGGGGCGUGAACUGGGCGCUCGUCAGGUCCAUCCGGCCGCCGGAGGUGCCCGUGCCGGCAGCGCCGGUGGCAAGGAGCAAGGCGAAGACGAUGAGCAGGAAGGAGCGGCGGGAGCCGUACAAGCAGCAACACGAGGACCAUUUCGACUACUUUUGAGUUGACACCUUGUAUUCUAGACUAGACGAGCAGACGGGAUUAAGCGGUGUACAUAAAGUUGGUACUGGUUCCACAA